AUGGAGAACAGUUUUCCCCAAUACCAAUCUUCUUUAGGGUUCUUUGGAAUCAUCAGGGAGUCUCUGAAAACCACAAGCAGAAAUGGGAAGCUGCUCCUUCCAAUCCUACUCUUUGUGUUUCUUGCAUGCUCUCAGUUAGAUUUUGCUCAGAAGUAUAUACUUGCACCUGUGGCUAAAGAUUUUGUGUUGCAGUUGGCUAAACACCCAAAUAUGGUUCAUGACCUCACUUACAACAUCGAUCAAACCACUUAUGUUGGUGCACUUGAUGACGUUCGUGAAAUACUUCUUGUCAAACUCUUGAUCCUGGUCAUUUCUUCUGUCAUUUCACUAGUUUUCUUGGUAGCCACAGUUUCUUCUUCAUCAGAAGCUUACACUGCCAAAGUAUUAAGCCCAAAAGACUUAUUCUUGAAAAUAAAAACAAGUUGGAAAAGACCAUUGGUCACCAGUUUUUACAUGAUUUUGCUCACUUUGGGUAUCAUCUGUCUUUACAUAAUUUCAAUUGGCAUAACCUCCAUCUUGGCAGUGAAUUCAUGGGCGGUUUUGUUUUUUGGAGCUGUCACUCUUUCGAUCCCAGUUUGCUACUUCUAUGUAGCUGCCCUUUGGAUGGUAAGUGUGGUUGUUUCGGUUUUAGAAGAUGGUUUUGUUGGUAUUAAAGCGAUUGGGAGGGCCGCAGAGCUGAUGAAAGGCAAAAAACUACAAGCGUCGCUGAUGAUGGUUCUUUAUGCCAUGUUCUAUGUCGUCGUUCAUAUGACGGCUAAUGCCCUUACAAGCUAUAAUCUGAGCCGGAGCACACGGUUGGCUAUCACCAUUCCUUUCACAAAUGGAUUGUUCUGCUUGUUGAAACUCUUUAUGUUUGUGGUUUAUACUAUUUUCUACCAUGAACGAAAAACAAGCCAUGACCAGAAGGAAGGGAAAGGCUUUUAUGUUCCUAUUGCUGCUGGUGAUCAAGCUUAG
Messenger RNA from Cynara cardunculus var. scolymus (artichoke), 954 nucleotides. RefSeq lists its product as uncharacterized. The transcript has a single exon. Lineage: Eukaryota; Viridiplantae; Streptophyta; Magnoliopsida; Asterales; Asteraceae. The record is from RefSeq and is a predicted model, not a curated record. Bases 1 to 954 code for a protein of 317 amino acids.